Camponotus floridanus (Florida carpenter ant) is the source of this 2195-nucleotide messenger RNA. It is a transcript of the gene mTerf5, whose product is annotated as transcription termination factor 5, mitochondrial. Gene Ontology annotation, biological process: termination of mitochondrial transcription; regulation of DNA-templated transcription. The record is from RefSeq and is a predicted model, not a curated record. The coding region runs from base 541 to 2172 and encodes 543 amino acids. The transcript is spliced from 8 exons. Gene Ontology annotation, molecular function: double-stranded DNA binding. NCBI's taxonomy places the organism in Eukaryota, Metazoa, Arthropoda, Insecta, Hymenoptera, Formicidae. Gene Ontology annotation, cellular component: mitochondrial matrix.
AUUUUAAAUUGAACUGUGGAAUGCGAAGAGAGAUUUUUCGUUUAGAAAAAUCUUGCCGAUACUUAUUAGAUUUUCUAACAAUUAACAUUUUUUAUAUAUCUAACUAUAUAUUGCAACUUGCUAUUUAAUUCAAGGAAGAUAUAAUGCUAUUAAUAUCAAUUGUACAAAAAAUAAAAUAUGUUUUUCGAAAAAGAAAUUCAGAAAUUCAAAUGAUGUAAUUUUUUCACUUCAUAUCACAUGGGUCUGUCCUUUUUAGCUGCACUGCUGCACUAGUGCAAUAAGUUAGAAAGAGACAAACAUACUUUCUUUCACUCAACUUUUAAUUGCACUAAUGCAGCUAAAAAAACAGACCCAUUGAUAUAUGUUUUUGUCCUGUGAGACGAUGGAACAGUGUUCCAAUUAGGGAUUCUGUGCGCGCGCAUGUGCGGCUCCGCAGCGAUGGAGGCGACAAACCAUUAGCCACUCCGAAUUCUAAGAUUAUAGGAAAUCGAUUAAAUUAAAAUUGUAAAGAUAUAUUGCGUAUCAACUGAUUGUGUCACAAUGAGGUUCAGUAAUAGAAGUUCAUCCACAAUGGCAUAUCUUUGGAAAAUAAGAGAAUUUAGAAAGAUUCUUUUAACGAAUCUAGGCUUAAAUUCCGCCGAUGUCAAAGAGUUAUUUCUUAUGAACAAAAAUAUUCUUAAUAUUCCUCGCCAUCGAUUAAUAAACAAUUGUUUUAUAUGUCAGAAAUACAAUGUCAAUGUGAAUCCUCUGAUAAACUUUCAUUAUUGUUUAAAAUUAACAGAUUACAAACUAGAACAUAGAAUCAAUGUGUUGCAAGACAUAGGAAUAUCAGAUUUAAAUUCAACUUUAAUAACCAGAAUCAUCUAUCUUUUUCACAAACGUAUAUCUAUAUUCAAAGAGGAGACAAAUAUUCCUAAACAAAACAUUGCCAAGAAUAUAUUUGACAGACUCGGUUGUGAAGUUCCAAAUGAUAUUUCUCAAUUGGAAUCAUCGAGUAACAAAUUGACAAUUGAUCAAUACUAUCAGAAAUGUCUCUUGCAUUGCAAAACUCGAGUAUUUGAUUUGCCAUAUUUAGAUGACAAGAUAUUGUUAAACGAGUAUAUGAAAUUUAAGAGUAUAAGUAUGAUUGCAGAAACAUUAAAAGUACUCAGAAUUAAUCUCGAUUACAAUGAGGAAUUGAUAAAAAGGAAUCCCUUUGUUAUCACUGCUUCAGCCGACAACAUCAAGUCGCUAUUAAAUAGUUUUACAGAUAUUUGUGGAAUUCCAAUCAUAACAUUUUUAAGAAAAUACCCCCGCAUACUUUUUCAAGAUGCUGAUAAUAUUAAGCGAUUAUUAAUGUCAUUCAAACGAUAUGAGAUACCUGAUGAGUAUGUAAAGAAAUUCAUAAGGAUUUUCGAAAUAGGUAAUGACAUUUUCCUUGAACGAAUGAAAAUGAUAAAUCGACAUCCGGAUCUGUAUAUAUGGUGCAAACAUCCUCGAAUCCUACAAAUUAUCAUUCACAAUGUAAUGGCAAAAGAUCGCAUAAAUUAUCUUCAUACUCUAAAUCGCUCGAAAUGGAUUCGUCCACAAACGAUUCUAUCCAAAACAAGCGAAAUGGAAAGAUUUCUAUAUAAUGGUACAGUUUUAUCCAAAAAAGGUCUAAGACAUAUAUUUAUGCAAGAACUAGGAGUGGAUAAAAAUGAUUUACUGGCAAGACAUCCGCAUUGGAAAACGGUUGGAUUUGUCGAUAUCAAGCAAAUGUUUCAAUACCUAAAGCAGCAUUUUACGAUAAACGAAAUAUGCCAGAAUAUACACAUCAUACUUUAUAAACAGUCUAAGGUGAAAAAGAUAUUGGCCGAUUUGAAACAGCAUUAUUCUCAGAAUACAAAGUAUUCAUUUACAAAUGGCCAGUAUCUUGCAUUAUGCCUGUAUAUGCUGGAAAAAGAUACUCAUUUCACAGGCGACGGCAUUUGGAGUAAUGGACACGAUGUAAAGCAACAAUCUUUGGAAAAGAUAAGUGUUGUGGAAGACAUUGACAAUAAUACUGUACAAAGUACCGAUAACUAUUUGAAUAGUGGAGAUAGCCACGAUAUAAAUGAUGAUUUUAAUACCAAAGACAAUAAUGAUAUGGAUAAUCAUGAUGAUUUGGAUGAUGAAGACGAGAUAUCUAUGACAAAAUGGCAGCAUACAUGAUAUAUGUCCAAUUCGUAAAACUA